This is a messenger RNA of Oxyura jamaicensis (ruddy duck), 4319 nucleotides long. It is a transcript of the gene SOX10, whose product is annotated as SRY-box transcription factor 10. Gene Ontology annotation, molecular function: RNA polymerase II cis-regulatory region sequence-specific DNA binding; DNA-binding transcription factor activity, RNA polymerase II-specific. Gene Ontology annotation, biological process: negative regulation of transcription by RNA polymerase II; peripheral nervous system development; enteric nervous system development. Gene Ontology annotation, cellular component: nucleus. The record is from RefSeq and is a predicted model, not a curated record. Bases 933 to 2534 code for a protein of 533 amino acids. The transcript is spliced from 3 exons. NCBI's taxonomy places the organism in Eukaryota, Metazoa, Chordata, Aves, Anseriformes, Anatidae.
CCUACCUGAGCUCCCUGGCACGCACACAUGCACAUUCACUCCAUUUUUUUUUUUUCUUUUACCUACUUUCUGCCAGUUUUUCAAUUUCUCCAGCAAAGCUCCGUGCCACCCUCUGCAAACAGGGUGACAGCAGCCUUUGCUCCCCAUUGACUUUCUCAGCUAAACCAGAAGCAUGCUUUUCUAAAACUUUUUUUUUUCUUCUUUUUAUUUCUGGUUGGGGGGGGGGGAGUGGAUAAGGAGGCCUUUAUUUUCGGAGCGUUUCUUUCUCAAAGAGGGCAGCGGCUGUGCCGUGGCAGGGACUUUUAGAGGUGACUGCAGACAGCGAGAGAGGAGGGGUGCGCGGGGCAGGCAGCUCGGAUCCGUGGCUUCUCUCAAAGUUCAACUUCACAUGUGCUUGCAUCUGAAUAUCUAUAUGUAUGUGAUAUACAUGUAUCCCCACGGAUGUGAGUGGGGAUGCGAUGUAGAUAUAUUUUAAGCCUUUGCUUCGAGAGCAGUGAGCGGUGGCCGAGGGAUGGGGUGUCCCCGCGGAGGCACUUUCCGCUGCCUGCUGGUGCCUUGUGUCUCUGGAGGUGGCCAGGAGAUGUGAGACCCUUUGGUUUAUCAACAUGGUGCUGGUGCCCCCCUCUUCCUAGGCACUGUGCUGGUGUUAUAAGGCACAUCAUCAAAAGAAAAGGGCACCUCCUGACACAAGUUUUGUGGCCGUUCCCCCAGUCCUGCUCGCUGUGGAGAGCUGUGGCUGGGCAGGAGGCUCCGUGCAUCCCUCCUCUGGGGUCUCCAGACCCCCUUGUUCCACUGGUUCUUGGCACAGCUGGGCAGCUGCUGUAGGCCCCUCUGCAGACACCGGCUUGGGACGAUUGCAAAGAUAGGAGCUCUCAAUUAAUUGGGGCCCCAGCCCAUCCCCACCCCCCUCGAUCACGGGUUUUGUGGUGUGCAUGGCAAUUGCUUUGCUUGUGCUUUUAUCAAGCAGCCCCUGUCUCGUGGUCAGCUCUUCGGAGAGCGCAGAGUCCCUGUUGGAUUUGGUGGUCGCUUUUCCUUUUCUCUCUUUCCCCUUGUUUUUUUUUUUUUUUUCCUUUCUUUCCUUUGUUUUUGUCUUCCUCCCUCCCCUCCCCAGUGAGAAGAAGGACACCGAGAAGGAAGAGACCAUGGCCGACGACCAAGACCUUUCAGAGGUGGAGAUGAGCCCGGUGGGCUCCGAAGACCACCACUGCCUCUCGCCGGGACCCUCCAUGGCAUCGGACAACUCUCCUCACCUUGCCGGCUCCGGGAACGGAGAGAUGGGCAAGGUCAAGAAGGAACAGCAAGACUCGGAGGCGGACGACGACAAGUUCCCCGUGUGCAUCCGCGAGGCGGUCAGCCAGGUGCUGAGCGGCUAUGACUGGACCCUGGUACCCAUGCCCGUUCGGGUCAAUGGAAGUAACAAGAGCAAACCCCACGUCAAGCGGCCCAUGAACGCCUUCAUGGUAUGGGCACAGGCUGCCCGGAGGAAAUUGGCUGACCAGUACCCGCACCUCCACAACGCCGAGCUCAGUAAGACCUUGGGGAAGCUCUGGAGGCUGCUGAACGAAAGCGACAAGCGCCCCUUUAUCGAAGAGGCGGAGCGGCUGAGGAUGCAGCACAAGAAAGACCACCCCGACUACAAGUACCAGCCCCGCCGGCGGAAAAACGGCAAGGCCACGCAGGGAGAGGGCGAAGGCCAGGUGGAGGCGGAGGCUGGCGGGGCUGCUGCUAUCCAGGCCCACUACAAGAACGCCCACCUGGACCACAGGCAUCCCGGAGAAGGGUCGCCCAUGUCCGACGGGCACCCAGAACACUCCUCAGGUCAGAGCCACGGCCCCCCCACGCCUCCCACCACCCCUAAGACCGAGCUGCAGGCAGGCAAAGCCGACUCCAAACGGGAAGGGCGCUCCCUGGGGGAAGGGGGAAAGCCCCACAUCGACUUCGGCAACGUGGACAUCGGGGAGAUCAGCCACGAGGUGAUGUCCAACAUGGAGACCUUUGACGUCAAUGAGUUUGACCAAUACCUGCCGCCCAACGGACACGCUGGCCACCCAGGCCAUGUCGGGGGCUACGCGGCAGCCGCGGCUGCUGGCUACGGCCUCGGGAGCGCCCUGGCUGCGGCCAGCGGACACUCGGCCUGGAUCUCCAAGCAGCAUGGGGUCUCCUUGUCCGCCGCCACGUCACCGGUGGUGGACUCCAAGGCCCAGGUGAAAACGGAGGGGUCCGCCCCCGGAGGUCAUUACACCGACCAGCCCUCCACCUCCCAGAUAGCUUACACAUCCCUGAGCCUGCCCCACUACGGUUCGGCCUUCCCUUCCAUCUCCAGGCCCCAGUUUGACUACCCUGACCACCAGCCCUCGGGACCCUACUACAGCCACUCCAGCCAAGCCUCUGGCCUCUACUCUGCCUUCUCCUACAUGGGACCUUCCCAACGUCCCCUUUACACCGCCAUCUCUGACCCCGCACCCUCCGUGCCACAGUCCCACAGCCCCACACAUUGGGAACAGCCUGUCUAUACGACUCUCUCCAGACCGUAGGGAAUGGGGAACAGUGACCGAAGCAGCGACGGAAAGGCUCCGAAGAAUCAGCACAGGCAGAAGAGCCUCCGAACUCCGAGGUCACUCAGUGCCACCAUCCAGCCACCAAAACCCACUGAGUAUCUGGAAGUGCCUUUCUUGACCCCGGCUAUCGCUGGCUCACCCGCCUCGAGGAAGGUUUUUCGUCCUUUCGCCCUUUACCGAUUUCACGCAGGCCACGCCACUGGCCUGCAACACCGUAUUGGCCUUCUAGAUGAGGAGGAUUCAAGACAUGGAGUGACUGGUCCGUGGUGGGCUUCGUUGUGUGCACCCUGGACUUAAGAGAAGAGAGACUCUCCUUUCCUUCCCCUCCCCAGACUCCUCCAGUGAGUUAGCAAGUGCUUCCAAAAGACCACAACGGCCGACUCGUUGUCACCUGCUGUGGGUGAAGGGUGGCUGCUCAGCCGUGGUGAACAUGUUGUGGGAGGAGGAGCGGGGAGGACGGCACUGCCGGCUUCCUUGCGAUCAGUGUUGUGCAGCAGUCCUGCCUAAGAUUCACACAUGCAUGAAUCUCGAUCCCCGUUUGAAGACCAACUUAUGCUUGCUUCCCCGCUGAUUUCCACGACCGCACCCUAGCUUUUCUCCUCGCCUCUUCUCUCCGUCCUGCCUCUGUUUAAUCCCACGCUCCUUCCUGCAUGGAUUUUUUUGUAAGGCUUGAUUGAACAAUGCGUAGGACUCAGGAACUGCAUUGUCACUCUUAGCCUUUCCCAUAUCAUAGCCUGUGUGUGCACGUGUGUUCGUGUAUGGGGAUGAAGGAGAGGUGGGGCAGGACCUGUGGAUCAUUAAGGUGCUGUGAGUGAAUCCUCCUUUCUUACAAUUACUUUAUAUCGUUCACUUGUGUCUGGUAUUUCUGGCAUCUCAGUCCUUUCUAAUCUCUUCAGCAUCCCGAACAACCUCUGAGCAAACCUGAUCCUUGCUCUUCCAGUGCCUGACCAUGCCUCCCUGGAAGUGGAGGCACCAGGAAAGUUACUGCGCACUUGCCACCACCCAGAGGCAAUUGCAAUGCUCACUUUGAACCCCUGCUCCAAACUCAGGCUGAAGGGGUGUGCAUCCCUGCUCGUUUGUUCAUCGCACAUUGCAAUCCGUCAACACCGCCCUCCUACCUUCACCGAGGAUGGAAAGAUGAACCUGUGGCUUUAAACAAGGUAGACACGCACCCAGUCUAGGAUGAGUAUACAGAAAACAAGCCUGGUUAGGUGCAGAACUCAUUUUUGCCUCUGGGAUUCAAACUGGAAGCAAGCAACUCUUGCAGUCAGAUCAACCCUCUUUUUUAAGCCCAACGCCUGAGGACAGUCUGCUGACUUCUCCUUUGACACCUCCAGGACUGGGGUGGUUUGCCAUGCCAGGGAGUGAAUUGGCACAGAAGUUGCUGCAGGAAAAAAAAAUAUGACUCCUGGCAACUGAUCACAGAGAAGGGACCUUCCAAUGGAUAAUGCAGUCUAGAAAGAUAAAAUACUUUGACCAAGCUUGGACUGUGAUCCGUGCCGCUGUUUCCCUCUGCUGUUAUGACUGUCGGAUGCCCUUCCUGCCUCCCUUAGCUAUGGAUGCCUUCUCCUCGUGGUGUCUGAAAAGAUCAUGUAGAAUGUUUGCUCCCUGUACGCAUGUAACCUGUUCAAGCCCUGUCCCCUUAUUUAUGCAAGUAGCACCUUCCUCCCCCAGCUCCCUCUCCCCAGUCUCUAUGCUGUCCUAGCACCAUUAACUCUGCAUUAAACAUAUGGAAUAAUAAACUUAAAAGUUUCAUUUUAA